CACAAUAUUAAAGUUUGCAUCGUUGCGAGGCGCAACACCACAACUUAUCUUGUGAGUCCCACGCAGUCUCUUCCUUUCUGGUUACACCCACAGCCCACAGUAGAAGAAGAAGAACAACAACAACUGGGUGGGUAAACAAUCAUGAUCAAAAUUAACCGUUUUCACUCCUAAUCCUCUUUCUUCUUCUUCUUCUUCUUCUUCCAUUCACUCAUUCAAUGGCGCUUACAUCACUCUCUCCGCUCCCAAUUCCGCCGCGCUCCUCCGCCAGUUCAUGCUUAUGCGGCGGGAUCAAUUUCCGCUCCAACAACCUCUCCAUUCAUUCCUCUUUUCCUCUUUUCUCUUCUCUCUCCUUCAACUCCAACUCCUUCAAUUCCAAGGUCUCUGGCAGAACAACCAGGCGCUCUCACACCGUCUUCGCUGCCUCCGCCGACUACUACAACACUCUCGGUGUCCCCAAAUCCGCCACCGUCAAGGAAAUCAAAGCCGCUUAUCGAAGGUUAGCCCGUCAGUACCAUCCUGAUGUCAACAAGGAACCUGGUGCCACUGAUAAGUUCAAAGAAAUUAGCAAUGCAUAUGAGGUGCUAUCAGAUGAUAAAAAGAGGGCUUUAUAUGAUCAAUAUGGUGAGGCAGGAGUUAAGAGUACCGUGGGAGCUGGAUCAAGUGCCUAUACGACCAAUCCGUUCGAUUUAUUUGAGACAUUUUUUGGGCCAAAUAUGGGUGGCUUUGGUGGCAUGGAUCCAACUGGAUUUGGAACACAACGUCGUAGAACUGUUACUAAGGGUGAAGACAUCCGGUAUGAUUUCUCAUUGGAGUUUUCUGAGGCAAUUUUUGGAACAGAGAAAGAAUUCGAUCUUUCGCAUUUGGAAACAUGUGAAGUCUGUACGGGUACCGGAGCCAAGAUAGGGUCCAAGAAGAGAGUGUGCGCAACUUGUGGUGGGAGGGGUCAGGUGAUGAGGACUGAACAAACACCUUUUGGAUUGUUCUCACAGGUUUCAGUUUGUCCAAGCUGUGGAGGGGAUGGUGAAGUCAUAUCUGAAUAUUGUCGGAAAUGCAGUGGUGAAGGACGCAUAAGGGUUAAGAAAAAUAUAAAAGUUAAAGUUCCUCCAGGGGUUAGCUCAGGCAGUAUUUUAAGAGUUACUGGGGAAGGUGAUGCUGGACCUAGAGGGGGCCCUCCAGGAGAUCUUUAUGUAUAUCUUGAUGUCCAAGAGAUACCAGGAAUUCAAAGGGAUGACAUUAAUCUCCGCUCAACAAUAUCAAUCAGUUAUCUAGAUGCUAUACUGGGGACUGUCACGAAGGUAAAGACAGUUGAAGGCAUUGCUGAGCUACAAAUACCUGCUGGUACCCAACCUGGAGAUGUCCUCGUUCUAGCGAGGAAAGGUGUGCCAAAAUUAAACAAACCAUCAAUACGUGGUGACCACUUAUUUACAGUCAAAGUUACAAUACCAAAACGUAUUAGUACGCAGGAACGUGAGUUGCUUGAAGAACUUGGUUCGAUAGUUGACAAAACAAGCAGUCGUUCAAAAUCCCGUCCUCGGACUCAAUCUUCCACUGGAAGUUCAGAAAGUCCUGUAGCUCAAAAACCUGAAAGUCCAUCACCAACAGUAGCAGAAAAUUCAGAAGAACAAAAUGAUAUUUGGAAUCAAUUAAAGGACUUGGCUGGGUCUGUGGCAAAUGGAGCUCUGAAGUGGCUGAAAGAUAAUCUUUAGUCCCAUAGGAUUAUUAUUUACUAGGUGGUCCGGAGACUUCGGGAUGUAGUAUUUCUUCUAAUUAGAGCUUGAGUUGUAAUGAUUCCAGCAACAACUGGAUGGGAAGGGAGUAUUCAGAUAUUUUUUUCAGAUGCUUUAACUGAAAAUUGUUAACUGCGCAGCAAAAUCAAACAAGAAGCCAUGCUUAUUCUUUUAUUUAUUUUACUUGUAAAUUUUGGCACAAUACAACUUAUAAAGAAUAACUUGUUCAAGGAUC
Lotus japonicus is the source of this 1962-nucleotide messenger RNA. RefSeq lists its product as uncharacterized. The coding region runs from base 216 to 1706 and encodes 496 amino acids. The transcript is spliced from 11 exons. Gene Ontology annotation, biological process: protein refolding; response to heat. Gene Ontology annotation, cellular component: cytoplasm. NCBI's taxonomy places the organism in Eukaryota, Viridiplantae, Streptophyta, Magnoliopsida, Fabales, Fabaceae. The record is from RefSeq and is a predicted model, not a curated record. Gene Ontology annotation, molecular function: ATP binding; heat shock protein binding.